Prorocentrum cordatum is the source of this 442-nucleotide messenger RNA. NCBI's taxonomy places the organism in Eukaryota, Dinophyceae, Prorocentrales, Prorocentraceae. The record is from the annotation of a GenBank genome assembly.
GUCGAGGCCUCGGAUGGAGCCCAAGCCGAAGAGGGCCCCCCGCCACCCGACCAGCCCACCGCGGCGGGUCGGGGACGUGACGUUCGUCCUCGGUCGGUGCGGGCCCCUCGGGUACACCGGGUGGCUGCUCGAUGCUCGGCGGAAGCAGGAGGGGGCGGCCCUGGUGGAGUUCGUCGGAGCUUCCGCCGGGGCAGCCGCGGCGAGGGCCCAACACGAGAUCGACGAGCGGCACGUGUUCUGGGAGGGGCGCGGCGACCCGCAGGUGCGGCUGAGCUGCGACAAGCAGCUCCGGUGGAGCUCAGCGGCCGACCCCAACCCGGGGGGGUGGAAGUGCAGCCUCGGCGAGCGGGGCUGCUUCGGCGGCGCCCGCAAUGCGGGGCUGCACCGCUGGCGCUGCCCGUCGUGCCGCGGGUCGAUGUGCGACAACUGCUACCUGCUGCCG